This is a messenger RNA of Psylliodes chrysocephalus, 807 nucleotides long. NCBI's taxonomy places the organism in Eukaryota, Metazoa, Arthropoda, Insecta, Coleoptera, Chrysomelidae. The record is from the annotation of a GenBank genome assembly.
AUGUAUUCGUCAAGCAGCGAUAGUGAAAGUACAGAAAAAGAUAAUGCUACAACCGAACUGCAGUUUAUAGCAAAUGAAAUUGCCAAUACCCCCGUAAUUUUGGAAAAAUCCCAAACACCAAAAAUAAAAGCUAGAAAGGAUGAGGCUAUUAGAAAUGUUACCAGGAAGUACGAGGUAACAUUUGGUAAAGCACUGGAUUCAAAAGGCUUUUUAAAGAAAAUAAACAAUAUGAAAGAAAGGUUAAAGAUAAAAACAGACUUGAAUAAAACUGGAAAUAAACCAAUCAAACUGUUGGAAUGGGAGAAAAAGUUAUUGAAGGCUAUGGAGGGCGACAGUAAUCCUACAAUUGGAAAAAUCGGAGGCGCACUGCAAGUUGGUAUUAAAGAUGGAUCUACUCAGCAUAGAGUAAGUGAAGCUUCUACUACGCGAAAAGAGACUGAAACAGCCAUCAAACCACAAUCUAGUAGUACCAAGACUGUCGAAUCUCCUCUGCCAACAAGAAAAAAAACACCAAUAGAAAAGUACGAAACCAAUGAAACGAAAGGACUCACAACCAAAGAGCUUCAACGGCUAGUUCUUUUAGAGCAGUAUCAAACAACUAAAAUUCAAAGAGAAUACUAUGAAAAAAAGUUGCAGAGGAUGACGCGUGAGGCACCAGAAACAAAUAUUGUUAACAAAGGGGAAGUUAUCAUACUACAAUAUGUAAACAAUUUACCAAAUUUUCCUGUACAGCUAACUUAUUAUUAUUAUUAUUAUUUUUGUAAGAUAUCUAGUUUCUUUAAAAAAUCCAGUAUACUUAGAUUAUAA